AUGGUCGAAGGAGACUGCUUGGUGUGCGGGACCAGCACGACGAAGCGCUGCAAGCCCUGCUUGGAGCAGUCUGGCAUCGACCUCUUCUUCUGCUCGCCGGACUGCCAGACACUGGUUUGGCCGGGUCACAGGUCGUUCUGCGGCAAGAAUGCGUUUCCCGUCAGGUUCCCGCUCCUCUCCAAGAACGAGGCGCUCGACAUCAUCCCGAACGUCGAGGUCCCGCUGCUUCGCUUCAACCUCGGCAACGGCGAAGAGAAGCAUUCCCUUCUGACGUUCUUUCAGACUUUCCUGCAUCCUCAGGUCACGCGUCAAGAGCUUGCGAGUCGCAUUUGGGCGAUUACCGAGACGGACGACGGAAGGGCUAACGAAGUUGUAGUAAUGGCGAAGGCCAAUCAAGCUCUCCUCUACAAAGCACGCUUCUCCGCCUCGCCUUGCGCUAACGACAAGCCGCUGAAGGAGCUCGUCAUCACGCUCGUCACCCAACUUUGCUGUGAUCUCAACGAGACCUUUGCUUCGAUCUUCUACCAGGCCACCAACAAGUCCUUGGCUGAGCGUCAAGCACUGGCUCAGAAGUACGCCGCGCCUGGGAAGGCCUGCGAAGCCGCGCUCCAUACAUUUGCGCGCAAGACCUUCGGCCAGGACUCGGACGACAAGUUGAGCAGGGCGUUGGUGGCAGCGGCGUCGCGCUUCACUCUCCGUUACCCGUGA
Molecule: messenger RNA, 708 nt
Organism: Rhodotorula toruloides NP11
Lineage: Eukaryota; Fungi; Basidiomycota; Microbotryomycetes; Sporidiobolales; Sporidiobolaceae
Product: zinc finger, MYND-type domain containing protein
Exons: 4
Coding region: 1-708 (235 amino acids)
Source: RefSeq, a predicted model, not a curated record